Molecule: messenger RNA, 2186 nt
Organism: Aspergillus ibericus CBS 121593
Lineage: Eukaryota; Fungi; Ascomycota; Eurotiomycetes; Eurotiales; Aspergillaceae
Product: RNA polymerase II-binding domain-containing protein
Exons: 2
Coding region: 23-1708 (561 amino acids)
Biological process (GO): intracellular calcium ion homeostasis
Cellular component (GO): perinuclear region of cytoplasm
Source: RefSeq, a predicted model, not a curated record
CGACCACCAGAACCAGCCAGCAAUGGCGUCCCAUCAACUCGCCAUCGCCAAGGCAUCCUUCUCCGCCGGCCUGCUGCGUCCCGAUCCGACGUCAGUGCCCCGCGACGAGAUCACGGCGUUCCACACCUCCCUAGACCGGGCGCUGUCGCAUUGCUCCCCGGCAAACAUCCAGACCUGCAAAUCAUGGCUUCUGGAAUACGUUGUCUCGUCGUCUAACCGCGUGGGCGGGUGGGCCAAAUACCUCGCGGCCUUGUCGGGAUCGUUGGAAGCAGCCCCCGCGGCCGGCAGGACAUCGGGCAAGCGGAGACGCCUCCACAUCCUGUAUCUGCUGAAUGAUGUGCUUCAUCAUACGAAAUACCACCUGGAGACGAGCGCCGCGUUCAGCACGCUGAGCGGAUCGCUGCAGCCGCAUGUCGUGGAGCUGUUGGGCUACGCGGCAUCGUACGAUCGCGAGAAGAACCCGAAACACCAUCGGAGGUUGGACCAACUACUGGAUAUUUGGGACAGGAAUGGGUAUUAUGGAAGCGAUUACGUGAAUAAGUUGCGGGAGGUGGUGAAGAACUCGUCCGUGUCGGGACCGGUCAAGACGUCGCUGAGCGUGGAGGAGAGCAAUGUGGACCUUUCGGCGGGCGUGAAACAGCAGUCUUCGGGCAGGGAUGUGCCGUUUGUCAUGCCGGCGACGCAUGGCGAUCCCUCCAUGCCGUAUUAUGACUUGCCGGCGGGGAACCUCGUGCCUCAUAUCAUUCCGGAUUCGACGGUGCCGCUGCGGCCGGAGUCCAUCAAGCCGCUGCAGUUCUUGGCGGGACCGGCGGAUGAGAAUCUCGUCGUGGCGCUGAAGAAGUUCAUGAAAGAUGUCGAUUUGAUCUAUGGGCCAGGGGAGCCGGAACAUCAAGAGGACGAGGUGGUGGACGUGGAUGAUCUGGGCCAGGUGGUGAUUCGCGAUGCGGAUGGGGAGGUGGUCGAUGGAGAUACGUACUACGGAUGGUCCCGGUCGUUUUGCCAGCAGAUGAAGAAGAGGCGUGCGCGAGGGGAGACGAGCCGCAGCCGGAGUCGCAGUCACAGUCACAGUCGCGGCUCUCCUAAGCGCCGACGAUACAGCGACAGCGAGAGCGACUGGAGCUCGCGAUCCCGAAGCCGGUCCCCGCGGAGAUCAGCUCGGCGGGACUCCCGGACGCGGUCCCCAUCGCGGCCACGCAGUGCCUCGCGCGAGCGAUCCAAAUCCUAUUCUCCCCGUCCGCCGGCCCCACGGUCCAUCCCUCCCCCGAUGCCUCCGGCCGAGUAUCAUCCUCCUCCUGCCCACCAUCACCAACAUCAACAUCCCCCAUACGGCAACGCCGCGCCGCCGCCUCCCCCUCCGGUAGGAUACCAUCCACCGCCACCCCCACCGAUGGCAUUUCCUCCAGCUGGUCCCGGCGGUGCUGGUGCUGGUGCUCCACACUACCCUCUUCCUCCGGGAGCCGUACCAAAUCCUCCGCCUCCACCACCAAACUACCAGGGACCAUGGCCACCACCGCCGCCUCCCCCGAUGCAGAACUACGGACCACCACCGGCCGCACAUCAUGCGCCGCACUUCCCACCCCCAUAUGGACAACAGGGGGGGCAGUACGCGCAGCAAAUGCCACCGGGGUCGUAUCACUUUCCGCCGCCGCAUUCGGGGGGAGGAGGGGGAAGAGGAUGGGGAUAUGGGAAUGGACGUGGGUGGCGGUAAUACCUUAGGGUUGAGUUCGAAGUAAAGAAAGACCGAGACCGAGUACGGAGUAUACUCUAGAACGAUAUCGAUAUCCGAGUUCAACUCACAUAUUAAUGCAAUACAUGACAUUCAACCUCCCCUUCACCAUUUAACCCUAAUCCAAUACCCUGCGCAUUCCCAGUAACGAACACACCCAAUCCCCAACCCUAUACCUUAUGUCUCACAAUAAAGAUAAUCACCUCCACCGUCUCUCCAAAACCCCAGAACUCGCACUCGCACUCGCCGACGCAGCAGUCGAACCCGAACCCGAAGCAACACCAACAGGAGUAGCCGCCGCCACCGCAGCCGCGGAAAAACUACUCGCGGCAUCCAUCAUGGCCGCUUCCCGUGCCAUACUCUCAUCAAUGGCCUGCUGUUUAUUUUUCAUCGCGAUGUCCCAGGAUUCGCAGGAUGAGGUCACUGCUUGUGAGGAUUGCGUGGUGGGUUGGUCUGUGUC